Molecule: messenger RNA, 4224 nt
Organism: Moesziomyces aphidis
Lineage: Eukaryota; Fungi; Basidiomycota; Ustilaginomycetes; Ustilaginales; Ustilaginaceae
Source: the annotation of a GenBank genome assembly
AUGGCCAAGUCCAAGCUGCCUCGCUCCACCCCAGCGGCGCGCAGCACCGCGCCGCCACCGCCCAAGAUCGCAGCAGCCGCUCAGCAGCAGCAGCAGCCGCCAUCCACCCAGCCCAUCAUGCACAACGCGCCCGUAGCAGGCGCCUCGACGCCGCCGCGAUCCACUUCGCCCGUCUCCCACCACGACAUCGACAACGCCGCGCUCAACUCGGCAAAGAAGAAGAAGAAAAAGUCAAAGUCCAAAGCAAAGGACUCCGACUUUAUCGACGAUCACGACUACGACCUUCAGUCCGCCGCCGCCCUCGGUCAGCCUCCCCGCUCACCCGCCUCCCUCGCCGCUCGGGCACAGGCGCAGGCGCAGCUCUUGGCCGCAGCCAGCGAGCUCUACCGCAGGAUCGAAGGCGAUGCCCAGGGCAUCCCGGACGACGACACCUACUGGACAUCGCUCCCCGCCCAUCUCAGAACCUUCAUCCGCAACGCCCUGCCCCUCGGCCAGUUCCCCCCCGCCGCUCAGGCCGCCCUCAACGACAAUGCCAGCGAUCCGGCAACCCGCCAUGCCUCGACCCAGGCCAUGAUCGCCGUCGCCCAGCAGCUCGCACAGGCUGCCCACGCAUCCCAGCGCCACCUUCAGCAGUAUCCCCCGGGCACCCAUCCCUACCCGCCACUGCCCUUCGACGCAUCCAUCUUUGCCGACCUCGCCCUGCAUCCAGACCAGCCUCUUCCGCUCCACCCUCACCCCAACGCCGCCAACAACGCGCACCCCAACUCCAACGGCUCCUACGCCCAGUACGCCUCGAGCCCCAACCCGCCGCCCACCCAGCCCCCCGUCGAGCCCCUCCCGCCUCCCGUCGUGCUCUACGACAACUUCGACGACGACAUCGACCGCUUCGACGAUGACGGCGACGACGGCGCUCAGUACUACGACGAUGGCGACCUCGACGACGAAGACGACGUGCUCGACGCCCAGGGCGGUCUCCUUCACGCUCGCGAGCGCGUCUGGAUGCACGACGGCGCCGAUCACCUUCGUGGCAACAACGGCAUCGCCAAUCAUCCCGACGCCAUGCGCUCCGCCUCCAAAAACAAAAAGAAGAAGAAGAAGAAGAAGGGCAGCGCAGGCGCCACCCACGGCCACCCCGACGACGACGCCCACGAGAUCGAGGUCGAGGUGCCUCCGCCACCCAAACCCGUGCCCAGCCAUCCUCCGCCCACCACAAACGUCCCCUCGCAGCCCAUGACCUUCAACUCGACGGCCAAGACUCCCGCCAGGCCCGCCAACGGCGUGCCCCCCUCGUCCAACUCGGGCAAGCGCUCCGUCUCGUCCUCCACACACGGUCACCCUCCCGCCGUCAACGCGCCCAGCAACGCAAAGAUCUGGUCAACAAGCUCGGCAGAGGAGCGCGAGCGCAUCAAGGAGUUCUGGCUCGGCCUCUCCAUGAAGGACCGUCAGAAGCUCGUCCAGGUCGAAAAGGAGACCGUCCUCAGAAAGAUGAAGGAGCAGCAAAAGUUCCUCUGCAGCUGCGCCGUCUGCGGUCGCAAGCGCUCCGCCAUCGAGGAGGAACUCGAGGUCCUCUACGACGCCUACUACGACGAGCUCGAGGAAUACGCAAACCACCAGCAGCGCUGGGCAAGCAGCGGCGGCACCAUCCCUCCGCCGCCGGGGCCUGGUCCAUUCCCUGGUAGCGUCGCGCUCGACGCAUCGGGGGCCGUCAUCGGCGGCGAUCCGCUCUCGCGCACACGCGCAGCCCACGGCGGCCGCGAUGCUCGCCAUACGCAUGCGCACGCGCACGCGCAUCCGCACCCGCACGGACGCAAGGCGCCGCUCCAUCCCGAGUCGUCCGACGGCUACGACGACGACGAAUUGGACGAUGACGCCGAGUACGACGAUGACGACGACGAUGCCACCUACGACGACGAAGAGGAAGACGACGACAUCGAGCUCGAGAAGGAGCGUGCGCGCGACGAGUAUGCCAAGCGCAACGCCGUCGCCUCGACGCGUCGACGCGCCACCAACGACGCCAGCGACGUCUUUGGCCUCGGCAGCAGCCUCACCGUCAAGGGCGGCAUACUCACCGUCGCCGACGACAUGCUCAAGAACGACGGCCGCAAGUUCCUCGAAAUGAUGGAACAGCUCGCCGAGCGUAGGAUGCAUCGCGAGGAGCUCACCAACGCCGAGCUCGCCCCCAGCGACGACGAGGACGACGUCGACGGCCCGGACGACGUCGACGACGAAGACAUUGACGACGACGAGGACGACGAGGAAGACGACAUCCUCACCGAGGAACAGCGCAUGGAGGAGGGUCGCAAGAUGUUCCAGAUCUUCGCCGCUCGCAUGUUUGAGCAGCGCGUGCUCGCCGCCUACCGCGAGCGCGUGGCGCAGGAGCGUCAGCUGCAGCUCCUACGCGAGCUCGAGGAGGAGGACACCAACGAAAAGGCGCGCGAGGCCCGUCGUGUCAAGGAGUCGCAGAAGAAGAAGGACAAGAAGAAGGCGCAGCGCGAAGCCAAGGAGGCCGAAAAGAUGCGCAAGGACCAGGAGAAGGCCGCCGCCGAAGCCGAAGUGCGUGCAAAGCAGCAGGCGGAGCGCGAUGCCGAGCUCAAGAAGCAAGAGGAGAUCCGGUCCAAGAAGGAGGCGGAGCGCAAGGCGCGCGAGGACGAAAAGGCUCGCAAGGACGAGGAGCGCCGCCGUCGCCAGGCCGAAGAGCGCGAGCGCGAGCUCGAGCGCGAACGCAAGCGCCGCGAGAAGGACGAAAAGAUCCGUCUCGAGCGCGAGGCGCAGGAGAAGGCCAAGCGCGAUCGCGAAGAGGCCCAACGCAAGGCCAAGGAGGAUCAGCAGCGUGCGCAGCGCGAAAAGGCCGAAAGGGAGCAGAAGGCCCGCGAGGAGCAGGAGCGCAAGUUCGAGGCGGCCAAGAGGGAGAAGGAGGCGCGCGCCCAGGCGCAACGCGAAGCCAAGCAGGCUGCUGCUGCUGCUGUCGCACCGCCCAAGUCGCCACCCAGUGCUGUCAAGCCUGGCAUGGCCAAGGCGGCUCACGCUUCAGCACCUGCGACGCCCAACCGCGCCGCCAAAAACACGUCGGUUCCUGGCUCGCCCGCCGUUGCUCCUGGUCAAGCUUCGGGUCGCAACGCCCGCCCCGUUGUUGGUGCCAAGCUCGCUUCGGCGGCUCAGAGCAGCGGUGCGGCUGUUGCGGCAGCAACCGUCGGUGCCACGGCUCCUGGCGCGCCAUCGGCAAACGCGACGCCUGCUUCGACCCUGCCAGCCCCACCCCAGGGCCUGCCUCCCCGCCCUAUGACUGCUGUGCUCACGCCGUCUGGAUCCUCGCAAAGCUCUUCGGUCUCGGUCGCCGCUAAUGCUGGACUUCCGCGCCCGCCGGUCAACGCCUCGGCUGGCGGCGCAAGCGCCCCGGCUGCCUCGGUUGGCUUCGGCUCCAUCGGUCCCAACGCCUCGGUUGCUGCUUCAGUGUCUUCGGCCAAGUCGCCUAGCUCCAGCUUCUCGCCCACGCUUGCGCAGCCCUUCGCGCAGUCCCAGGACAAGCAGGGCUCCAAGCCGCUGUACGGCUCGCCGCAGCCUCCGUUGGGAGCCACGUACGCGCAGCAGCCCGGGCUCGAAGGCCUGCGUUCGCCCACGCUUCCCAAUGGCCUCGCUUCGAGCGGCAUGUUCGGUAACGACCAUGCCAGCAUCGGCACGCCUGGCCUGAGCGGCAUGACGAGCAACCUUGGUUCGCUCAACCUGAAUGCGGCACCUCAGUCGUCGGCAAGCCUGAGCAUGGGCAACCCGCUUGUGGGCAGCAAGGCGCCCAUGCCGGGUAUGGAAUCGACGUCCGGUGGGCUGCCUCACGGCGGUCUUGGCAGCAGCAUGCAGAGCCCGACGCAGACGCCCUUCUCGCCGAUGGGCGGAAGCAAUGCGGUGGACGCGAUGCGCAGCCGCACUGCGUCGUUUGCCGACUCGGACCCCAUGUCGGCGUUUGCCGGCAUGCGUCCGAGCUCGUCGCUCUCGCAGAGGGUGCCUGGCUACCGGGCGGGUGGCGCGCCCACGCCGAUCGGGCCGAUCGGACGCCCCAAGGCGAUGGACGCCAUCCACCAGCAUCCGCACGACGACCACACGGGCGCCAUCGGCAAUGGCCGCUCUUCGAGCAGCGCGAGCGGCCGACGCUGGGCUCUCAAUCGGAGGCGUCACGUGUCACAGCGGUAUGAGAGCCCGAGAGGGUUCGAGAAGAGUAAGAAUGGCGUGUAG